Hyla sarda is the source of this 4093-nucleotide messenger RNA. RefSeq names its product phosphodiesterase 7A (gene PDE7A). The transcript is spliced from 13 exons. Lineage: Eukaryota; Metazoa; Chordata; Amphibia; Anura; Hylidae. The record is from RefSeq and is a predicted model, not a curated record. Bases 838 to 2247 code for a protein of 469 amino acids. Gene Ontology annotation, molecular function: 3',5'-cyclic-AMP phosphodiesterase activity.
GAGCCCGGUCACAUGACCAUGAUGUCAUCAAGUGUCCUUUAAGCCCCUGGCAGGCAGUGUGUAGUGUGGUGGCCGCGGCAGCCGGCGGUAUGGGCACCUGCUGAGAGGCGUGAUCACCGGGGACGGAUUUUUUUUUUUUUUAGUUUUUUUUUUUUUUUUUUUUUUUGCUCUCCUCCCUCCCUUUUCAUUUCUUUAUUUGUCAGGGCAUGUGGGUCGGUGCAGGAGACCCCGGCAGAGGGGGAUGAAGGUGGGCUGUGCGGUCAUUGUGACUGCAGGGAUCCGGAUCGCACACAAUAGCCUGACACACACACACUGCAGGAGGAGCCCGUCACUUACGGCAGACGGUCGUCGCGUGACCCGGCCCGGGCUAGUAGUCAAGUGGUUCUGUAGCCCCCGGGGAGGCCCCAUCGCGGCCUGGAUGUCGCCCAUAACCGGGGAGAUGCAGCUGUGACCCCGGCGGAGAAGAUGGGAAUGCUGAGCUGCUGCCCGUACCCAGCCAGCUCACAUCAGUGCCAGCCCCGGGCUGCUCCUGGGAGCCCGGCUACUGUCAUCAGGGGCCCCGAGGGUCCACACCGCUCUUCUCUCUGAGGAUCCCUGAGGACACUGCUCCAGCUUAGAGACCUGUGUGCGCCCCCCCUGCUGAGAACUACCUCCAGGAGGGGCAUUCACCACCCCCUGUCCUCACCUGAUUGCCCCACUGGUAGCUAUGACCCAGCUCCGAUCCCAUCCACCCUGUGCAUCCUCCUCCUCCCUGUGACUCGUGCUGUGUACACAUUUUGCGUCUUGCCUGCGUUUAUUUUGGUGAGUUGCCCCUCCCCCCUCCAAGGCAGUUGUUCAAUGGAAGUAUGUUACCAGUUGCCGGUGCUGCCCCUGGACAGGCCGGUGCCCAAACACGUUCUCAGCCGCCGCGGUGCCAUCAGCUUCAGUUCCAGCUCUGCGUUGUUCGGAUGCCCAAACCCCCGGCAGCUUUCUCAGAGACGUGGGGCUAUUUCGUACGACAGCUCUGACCAAACUGCUUUGUACAUUCGUAUGCUAGGAGAUGUCAGAGUAAGAAGCAGAGCUGGGUUUGAAUCCGAAAGACGAGGCUCUCAUCCCUACGUUGAUUUUCGUAUUUUGCACUCACAUUCGGAAAUUGAAAUCUCCUUGUCUGCAAGAAACAUCCGGAGAUUGUUGAGUUUUCAACGGUACUUAAGGUCUUCACGAUUUUUCCGGGGUGUCGCUGCACAAAAUUCAUUGUACUUGGAUGAUGACUACAAUGGACAAGCCAAGUGUAUGCUGGAAAAAGUCGGAAACUGGAAUUUUGAUAUAUUUCUUUUUGAUAGAUUGACGAAUGGGAACAGUCUGGUUACCCUAACCUUUCACCUCUUGAGUCAUAAUGGUCUAAUAGAUCACUUUCACUUGGACAUGGUGAAGCUGCGUAGAUUUCUAGUUAUGGUUCAAGAAGACUACCACAGCCAGAACCCAUAUCACAACGCAGUGCACGCUGCUGAUGUGACUCAGGCCAUGUACUGUUAUUUAAAAGAACCCAAGCUUGCCAAGUCUCUCACUCCAUGGGAUGUCCUGUUGGGUUUAAUCGCAGCUGCAACACAUGAUCUGGAUCAUCCUGGUGUGAAUCAGUCUUUUUUAAUAAAAACAAACCACUACUUAGCAACUUUAUACAAGAAUACCUCAGUAUUAGAAAACCACCACUGGAGGUCAGCAGUGGGCUUGUUGCGAGAAUCCGGUUUGUUUGCACACAUGACUUUGGAGGAAAGGCAACACAUGGAAAGCCAGUUAGGAUCAAUUAUUCUUGCUACAGACAUUAGUCGACAAAAUGAAUACCUGUCACAGUUCAGAACCCACCUUGACCGGGGCGAUUUAUGUCUGGAGAACGCUGGGCAUCGCCAUUUUAUUCUGCAGAUGGCUUUGAAGUGUGCUGACAUCUGUAACCCAUGCCGGACUUGGGAGCUCAGCAAGCAGUGGAGUGAGAAAGUAACAGAAGAAUUCUUCUACCAAGGAGAUGUGGAGAGAAAAUGUGAUCUGGAGAUCAGUCCUUUGUGCGAUCGUAACACAUCAAACAUCGCCAACAUCCAGAUUGGGUUUAUCACCUACCUGGUGGAGCCGUUGUUUGUGGAGUGGGCCAGAUUCAGCAACACAAGACUGUCACAGACCAUGCUGGGCCACGUGGGACUAAAUAAAGCCAGCUGGAAGGGAAUGCUGCAGGAACGGUCCAGUAGUGAAGAGGCCGACCCUGCCUUUGAUGACUGACCUAUAAUAUGUAUUUUUUUUUUUUUUUACCUCAGGAAGUCUGCGCACCAUGAACCUAAAGCAUGCAUCACAGCGGCUUUGCGAUGGUAUUUUUUAUAGCGAGUGAUCAGUAAAGGUCUUGGUGAGAGAGAAUUAAUCCUGAUUGCCAAGGUUACAUUAUAAAAAGAAAAAAAAAUGCCAGCAUUAUUUAUCUCCAAUUUUUCCUUUUAACAAGCUCCAUUUUAUUAGAAUUUUUUUUUUUUGCCAAUUAAAUUUUUUUUUUAUAUUCUUUUCUUUUUUUGUUUGUUUUUUUCAUUUUAUUUUAUUUUUUAAAAGCCUGAACAUAGAGCAAUAUGCACAUACCUCAGUUGAUUUCAUCUUAAUGAAAGCUUGAAUAUGCAAAGCACAGUAUUGACUGACUGAAAACUGCAGGAAGCUUUUCAUGUGCCACAGGUUUUUUUUUUUUUUUUGUUUUCUUCACUUUUUUUUUUUUUUUUUACUUUUUUUUUUAAAUCCGUUAAAGGAAACCUAUCUCUUAGUUAUUAUAAUUGAAAGCUAUAUUUCCAGCUACUGGUGGGAAUUUGCCAGACUUCAAAGACUGAUGUUCUAACUUCCACUUUGUGUUGACUUCUCGUUUUGGAAAUGUGAAGUGCCCACACUGCUUUGCUGCCACGGCAAGUAAUGCUGUUUACAAAUACACUGAAAAUACUGACUGACACUUGCCUUGAAGCAUGGUUGUGAAGGAACCACUAACUGGAUCUUUUAUUUUUUAUUCUGGUUAUUUAAGAGAACAAAUGUUGACUGCAAUCCUUCCUCUCCCUCACAGCACCACUUACUUCGUUUUGGAACUUUCCACAUUUUGCAAUACUCUCACUAGCAUACAGCCAGGCUUCAAUCCCUUAAUGGUUGGAAGAUUUGGAAUUAUUAUUAUUAUUAUUAUGUUUUUUCAUGGCAAAAUGCAAGGACUGUGUCCUGGUUGUUUUGCUAAGCUAUAGUGAAACGCGUUGCAUGCUGGGUUUUUCUAUUACAAGUUUCCACUACUGAACACUUGAACUGCACGGAAAAGGUGGAAUUAAUGUAAACACCAUAUUCAGCUCAGGGUAUUUGCCAAUCUGAAAUAAAGAGGGAAGGGAAUUUUUUUGUUCGGACAAGGGUACAAAAGCCUUUUUUGCUGCAGUGUGCCUGUGUGAGCGAGAGGACUGAAAUGUGUGCGAGUGUGUGCAUGGGAUUAGUUACAUGUCUAUACUGCGGGAUUGGAAAGCGACACACUUGCUGUUGCUGGACGACAAUUUUCCUGAUGUUUAUAGUGGUGUAUAGAUAGUGGGAGUUGUAGGUCAACAAAAGCGAAUGUGGCGGCUCACCAAUCCCGCAGUCUAUCUAGUUGUCACAGAUAAAAGGAUGAGUGAAAUGUAACGAAUUGCUAAAAUGCCUUAAUCUAUGCACAAAGCUAAGUGACCAAAUGUGUUGUGGUUUUUAUUUUUUUUUAUUUUUUUCUUUAUUUCCUCUCUGGAUUUUGUUUUUGUUUAUUUAGUGGACUAGUUUUGUGGGAUUUUGUUGUAUGAUAAGUUGUUUUUAGGACCAGUUGCAGGACUAAUUUUAAACUUAAACAUUCCAUUAUUUUGUAAUUUGUUUUAAGUAUAGUGAGCACAACUGUUAUCUAGAUAAAAAGACAAAAAGAUGGUGCUUUUUUAGCUGAUUUGUAUUUUCCUUGGUAUUGCUGUUAAAGACUGUUUAUCAUCUGUUUACAGUUUGUUGCAACAGACAUUUUUUUGGGAGACGGCUUAAGCGUGAAGCCAUUUGUACACGGCUUUGCCAUACUCAUUUUAAUAUGUGCCUGUUGCUGUUCAGUUUUGAUGAAUAAAAAUAA